UCUGCCACGUCAUCACCACCAUCGACACCCUCUCUUUUUCUCCUCCCUCGCCGCCACAACUUCGCGUCCCCUCAGUCCCUCUCCGACUGGCUGAAACCGCGUUUGCCCUCCGAUUCGUUCGCCUCAUGGGGAAUCAAGCCUGGAACCAAGAACGUCCAUAACCUAUGGCUCGAGCUCGCAGAGGGUGAAACCUCCCUUGCCGAUUCCACACCUCCGAUUCGCACCGUUCAGGUCGUCACCGUCCGCGUCGCCGGGAAACACGGCAAGUUUCUCGUGGAGGCGUACCAGGAGCUCUCCGAUGGCAACGUUAGGAAGCGUGGCCGGCCUUUGUCGGAGAAGAUGAAGCCCAACGAAGAUCCCGAAUCCGCCGCCGUGAGGGCAAUUAGGGAAGAGCUUGGCUCCGUCAUCAUCGGUGGUGGAGAAGCUGGGGUUAUUGAGGUGGAGGACAUUGUUCGGAUCGAUCCAAAUUCGUACGAGAUGAGGGUGGAGGAGAAGGUUUCGGAUUCGUAUCCGGGUUUGCCCGGUUGCUAUGUGCUUCACACGGUGUGUGCCACCGUGGAAGGGUUGCCUGAGGGUGAUUUCUGCACCUAUGAGGUUGAGGAGUAUGGGGCUUCUGAAGAGAAGAAUCUCGCGGAUAAAGCUGUGUCUGUUAAGAAGCAUUAUUGGACAUGGGUUAGUGCUGAUUCCAUCAAACCUUGAUUGAUGACAUUUUCUUUUUGUUUUCUUAAUUUUGGGGUUGUGUUGAGAGUUUCUCUUUAUUUAUAGAUAUGGGAAUUGAUGCCAACAUUUUUGUACAUGUAAGUAAACUAUGACUUUAGCUUUUGGGAUUGGGGGGAUAAUAAAGUGGGAGUUUAAGCUUCUGCUUCUGGUUGGUGUUAAUAAGGCCAUUACAAUAUAUAUACAACCGGUAUAUAGAAUUUUACUGUUUUCUGUGUAACUAUCUAUGUGGAUUACAUGAUUUGGUUUCAAAAUCCGUGUUUGCACCUUU
Molecule: messenger RNA, 988 nt
Organism: Arachis duranensis
Lineage: Eukaryota; Viridiplantae; Streptophyta; Magnoliopsida; Fabales; Fabaceae
Exons: 1
Source: RefSeq, a predicted model, not a curated record